Messenger RNA from Fonsecaea pedrosoi CBS 271.37, 456 nucleotides. RefSeq lists its product as uncharacterized. The transcript has a single exon. Bases 1 to 456 code for a protein of 151 amino acids. The record is from RefSeq and is a predicted model, not a curated record. NCBI's taxonomy places the organism in Eukaryota, Fungi, Ascomycota, Eurotiomycetes, Chaetothyriales, Herpotrichiellaceae.
AUGGUCAUAGGAUUGAAAUGGGGUAAAUGUACUCUGCGAGUCUUCCGAGAAGCCUCACGGAUCUUGGACCGACCACCAUCCACCAGCUGGGAGCAACCGGUUCCGGAAUCGGGUUCUGUCCAUGAUCUCCGGAGUGAUUUCGACAUACGAUGUGGCGAAGGCCUGCGGGAACUUCCGAUAAUGCGUCCCAGAUGGACCUGCGGAGUGUUGUUCUCAACUGAGUAUCUGCUUGUCUCUCGAUACAAGCGGCAUAAGCCUAUUAUCUUCUAUCCAAUACGUUGUGGCACCAAGCCAUCAUCCCAAUUAUCCGCCUUGAUUUGGAAACGUUCCUUCGGCCGGGAUGUCGACCUCAUCGAAGUCUCUGUUCUGCCAAAGGACGACGGCGCAGAUGAAAUGUUGGGAGCUGGAGGCGGGGACGGAGUCAACCCAACAGAGUUCCUCGGCGAAGAUGUGUGA